Molecule: messenger RNA, 498 nt
Organism: Brettanomyces nanus
Lineage: Eukaryota; Fungi; Ascomycota; Pichiomycetes; Pichiales; Pichiaceae
Exons: 2
Coding region: 1-498 (165 amino acids)
Source: RefSeq, a predicted model, not a curated record
AUGGAAAACGAGAUGGUUGGUACAGAAGACGUCAGCACUCAGAAUUAUUCAUACAUUCCAAGAAACUGGAGUUCAGAGCUUAUACCUAAACAGCUGGGAUUAUCCUCAGAUGAAGAAGAAGACUAUAACGAAGCGGCAUUACGCUCUACCGAGAAGCUGUACAACAGUUUAGAGAGAGUGAAAAAAACAUUAGGAAACAUGUCAACUCCAGAAUAUAAGAAGACAGGUAGUUACACGGGAAGCCAUGGAUUUAGGGAGAAUCUGGGAAAUGCAUCUGAAAUGCAGCCAUUGCUCUUUCAGCUCAAGCAGUUGAAGAAUUAUAUGGAGAUGGUCAGCGCCGAUCAUCCAAGAGACUACUUUUUUAAGAGAUCGCCACUUCAGGGACUCUAUAAAACACCAGGCUCCAUGAAUAAGGAUAUUAAUUACAUUGAUAAUUUGAGUCAAGAGAUUAAAGAGUGCGAGGAUUUGAUAGAGCAGCUGAGGAUGACUAGGCCAUAG